This is a messenger RNA of Penicillium nucicola, 1266 nucleotides long. Its product is annotated as rRNA-binding endoribonuclease. The coding region runs from base 1 to 1266 and encodes 421 amino acids. The transcript has 2 exons. Gene Ontology annotation, molecular function: RNA endonuclease activity. The record is from RefSeq and is a predicted model, not a curated record. Lineage: Eukaryota; Fungi; Ascomycota; Eurotiomycetes; Eurotiales; Aspergillaceae. Gene Ontology annotation, cellular component: preribosome, small subunit precursor. Gene Ontology annotation, biological process: ribosomal small subunit biogenesis; maturation of SSU-rRNA.
AUGGCAGAGACUACCAACACAACUCCCAAGCCCAUCCACACAAUUGUGUUGGACGCGGGUCCGAUUCUCAAAAAUACCCCGCCACUCUCGACCCUCCUCGCGCAAUGUGAAGAAAUUAUCACCACCCCCUCCGUAGUGGGCGAAAUUCGCGACCCCGAUGCCCGCGCGCGUGUCGAGACUCUAUACCUGCCUUUCCUGAAGCAGCGCACACCCACCCCGCACAGCUUCAACAUCAUCAGUGAAUUCGCUCGCAAGACCGGUGACCGAACUGUGUUGAGUCGAGUCGAUAUUGAGAUCCUCGCUCUUGCAUACGAACUUGAAUGCGAAAAGAACGAAGGUGAUUGGAGAUUGAGAAGUGUUCCUGGUCAGAAGAGGAUCAACGGCAAGCCUCCUGUGAAGGAAGAGCCCAAGGAAGAAACCGAGGAAGCCCAACCUGAGUCCGAGUCUGCAACUGUCGAGGCUAUCACAGAGGGAGUGAAGGAGACUGUGAUUGAGGAGAACCAAGAAAAGACUAAGGAGGAUGAGCCCAAGGAGGAGGAGACAGUCCCCGCAUCUAACGAGGACGUUGAGAUUCUUGCCGCUGAGGAACAGGACCCAGAUGAGCUUGCGGAUGAUGCCGAUUCCGACGGCGGCGAGUGGAUCACACCCACCAACUAUAAGAAACGCCUGGCAGAGGAUGAGUCUGGAUCUGGAUCUCUUACGGCUGCACCGAAGACGAUGCAAGUUGCGACCAUGACCACUGAUUUCGCCUGUCAAAACGUUCUUCUUCAGAUGAACCUCAACCUUCUGUCUACUACCACGUUGCAGAAAGUCCAGCACCUCAAAACCUUCAUCAAGCGCUGCCACGGCUGUUUCUUGACCACCAAGGACAUGACCAAGCAGUUCUGCCCUCGCUGCGGCAAAGACACAUUGACCCGUGUCUCUUGCACUACUACUGCCAAUGGCGCAUUCACAAUGCAUCUGAAGAAGAACAUGCAGUGGAACAACCGCGGCAAUGUAUACAGCGUCCCCAAGCCCAUCGCAGGCAGUGCGAACGGCAAGUGGAAGGGUGGUGGUGGCAAGGGAGGAUGGGGCACAGAGCUCGUUCUCGCCGAAGACCAGAAGGAGUUCGUCCGUGCCAACGCUGAAGAGGAGCGCCGGCAGCGCCGCGAGCGCGAUAUCAUGGACGAGGACUACCUUCCUGGCAUCCUGACCGGCGAGCGCAACAAGACUGGCGGCCGUAGCAAGGUCGGCGCUGGGCGUAAUGUCAACUCUAGAAAGCGCUAA